AUGGCCUUGUUUCCUUCCCCCUUGCCCGGCUGGCACCCUGUCUCCAACACCUGCGUCAGCCCCCCCAGCCCAAGUCUCCGGGCAGUGGGCUCCCGACGCGGCGGUGUGGCGCCUGCGGCCUGCGGCGUGGCGUUCGGCCUGGCGUUGGCAGCGGGGCCACGUUGCUCCGGGCACUUGCGAGGUCCUGCUGUACGGAUGUGGCAGGUUCAGGCGAAAGCGAAAAAGGAUGAUGCGUACAAGGCAUCUGUUCAAGAACAGGGGGACUCGGGGGACUCAGAGCAGAGUUUGAGUGCCGAGUAUGCGCAGCAAGUGUACGAUCUCCUUGCCGAUCGGGAAACUUAUGCCGACGAUCAAACUCGGAAUGAAUCGAUGUCAAAAGCGAGUGUCAAAAGCUUCGUGCCAAGAAUCUAUCUUUCGAGUCACGCAUCUUGA
This is a messenger RNA of Durusdinium trenchii, 432 nucleotides long. The record is from the annotation of a GenBank genome assembly. NCBI's taxonomy places the organism in Eukaryota, Dinophyceae, Suessiales, Symbiodiniaceae.